This is a messenger RNA of Anopheles maculipalpis, 3710 nucleotides long. It is a transcript of the gene neb, whose product is annotated as kinesin-like protein KIF14. The transcript has 5 exons. Gene Ontology annotation, biological process: microtubule-based movement. Bases 1 to 3690 code for a protein of 1229 amino acids. Gene Ontology annotation, cellular component: kinesin complex; microtubule. Lineage: Eukaryota; Metazoa; Arthropoda; Insecta; Diptera; Culicidae. The record is from RefSeq and is a predicted model, not a curated record. Gene Ontology annotation, molecular function: ATP hydrolysis activity; microtubule binding; ATP binding.
AUGAAUUCUCGAAUCGCAACACCAAAACAUCGUUUUGGGCUGGCAGCAUCUGCUACCGCCGCUGGUGCCAAUUCGUCAUCACCGACAAAAGCGUCCACCCCAAGAUUACGCCCGGCAAGCUCGAAAUUGGCUACCUGUUUGCUCACGAAACGCACCCAGUUGAACACAUCGAGCUCGGAAUCAUUACCAACCACACCGGUCCGUACGCCGAAAGUGGUUUCCGCGCGUCCACCCAGCUUUGGGAAUGGGUUAGAAUUGAAGUCCAAAUCAUCCACCUCGCUUGACACCAACAGCUGUUACACACCAUCGUCCACGUACCGUGCACCGCCGGUAUCGUCGAAAAGUGUUUCCAAAGACUUCGGUACACCGCGCAACGGAUUAAAGCGUGCGGUAGCACGCGAGAAUCUGCUUAGCGCAAGAACACCGGAAUGUUUUUCGCGCAUCUCACUAGACAGUCCGCAAGCGUUCGGUGGGAAACGUCGUACCAGCCAAACAAAGCUCGAUGAAACACAACGCAGCACAAAGGAAAAGGAAAAAGAUGGCACCGGGAGUGAAAUAAGCAAUCUGAAGGUAGCUGUACGCAUCCGGCCCCUAUCGGCAAAGGAAUGUAUCGACUCAGUUGCCAAUAUUGUUCGGGUAGAGAACAACGAGCUGUACAUAAAUGGGGGAAAUACUGCAGAUAAUCUUGCCGGGGUUGAGCAUUACUUUCUGUACGAUCAUGUGUUUUGGUCGUGUAAUGCAGAGGAUCCGGCAUACGUUGGUCAGGCCGGAGUGUACCACAACCUUGUCCAUCCACUGCUCGAUAAAGCGUUUGAAGGGUACAACACAUGCCUGUUUGCAUACGGACAAACGGGAUCUGGCAAGAGCUACAGCAUGAUGGGAAUGGAUCUGGAUGAGAAUUAUGACGUAGCUCCGAACCCGGACGCAGGCAUUAUACCACGCUUUUGCCACGAAUUGUUUACGCGGAUCAAUGCACUGAAGGGACAGGUGCAUGCCGAAGUGGAAGUAAGCUAUUUUGAAAUAUACAACGAAAAGAUACACGAUCUACUGUCCGUUACGCCAACGGAUGGUGUGAUCACGUUGUCUACCCCAGGUCAGGGAACAAAGCGACCCGCCCUGAAGGUUCGCGAACAUCCUCUCUACGGACCGUACGUUGUGGAUCUAUGCAAGCAUCCGGUAGACUCGCAUACGGCUUUGCGGAAUUGGCUCGCAGUGGGAAACAGCCAGCGAGCGACAGCAGCUACCGGUAUGAACGAUAAAAGCUCCCGAUCACAUUCGAUCUUUUCCGUUGUGCUGAAGCUGGUCGAAAUUGUGCACAGUAGCGAUACGGACGAUGUAUCUGACCGGCCCGGUACUACGUCGGUUAAGCAGACGAAGCAAAGCAAAAUUAGUCUGGUGGAUCUGGCCGGUUCUGAGCGCGUGAGCCAAACGUGUGCGAGUGGUGCACGGCUGAAGGAAGGCGUUAGCAUCAACAAGAGUUUACUGACGCUUGGGAAAGUAAUUGCGGCACUGGCAGACCCGAAGAAAAGUGCAAAUUCGUACAUCCCUUAUCGAGACUCCGUUCUAACGUGGCUUUUGAGGGAAAACCUCGGCGGCAAUUCCCGCACGGUUAUGUUGGCCACCAUUUCCCCUGCCAGUAUUCAUCUCGACGAAACGCUUGCCACGCUUCGGUAUGCUUGCCAGGCCCGUAGCAUCGUUAAUCGCGUCAAGGUCAACGAACAUCCGCACGAUCGUAUCAUCCGUGAGCUGCGAGCCGAAGUCGAACGUCUGCAGGUUCUGCGGCAGGAUUACGAGCGUCAAAAGAGACUGUCCGAGGCACAUCAGCAUCAUCAUCCACCGCGUAAAAUCAUCAUCGAAACUUCGGUUGACGAUGGUGAGGUUGAGGCAUUGCGUCAACAGUUGGCAGAAAUGGAACAGGAACUGAGCAAUGCCCAGCGUUCGUGGCGCGAACGGCUGCAGGAAGCUGAAGAUGUCCGACGGACGGAGAUGAAGUUGCUGAAGCGCAAAGGACUGGCGCUGGAAUUAUCGGCCGAGCAGACGGAGCCGUGUCUGGUGAACUUGGCUGCCGAUCCAAUGCUGUCAGGAACGCUGCUGUACAUCAUUCCACCGGGGACAGUUCGGAUAGGUCGACCUUCUUCGCUUUCAGCGCCGGAUAUUGUGCUAGAGGGUCCACUUGUGUCGCCCAAUCAUUGCUCGAUAGAAAACAUAAAUGGAAAGCUGUUUCUAUUACCAGAAACCAACACGGAGUAUGAAACGUUCGUUAAUGGCGAACUAAUCCAGGAUCGUCGUCAGCUGUUCCAUGGAGAUCGUCUGGUGAUCGGUGGUUCACACUAUUUCCGUAUCUCGAAUCCGCUGUGUCCGAAUAAAAAAGCUACCCAAAUUAUGGUAGACUUCCAGUUGGCUCAUCAGGAAAUUUUGCACGAACAGGAGAAUCGCCUUCGCCGUGAGCUGGACGCCGAAAAGCAGGCAGCCAUUGCGCGCAUCGAGGCCGAACGAAUGGCCCACGAGCAGGAAUAUGAAGAGCGUCUAGCUUGUCUUGAGUUGGAGAAAUUCAAGUACAAAUGUCGCAAGGAACUGCUGGAAACGGAACAAGAAGCAUUGCUACAAUCAUCCGGUAAACGCGACAAGUCCGAUGGAACUAAAGAACGUUCAUCACUCGUACGCGAUUCUCUUGAUUGUGCAUCAUCCACCGUGCAAUCGAACUUAGCAGAGGAAAUUCGCCGAAUAAUGGAGCACACGAGCGAGGAAAGCCUGGCACACAUACAGAUGAUGGUAAAGGAAGCGAGCCAACGUUGCCGAACCGUCGGUUUGGACUACGAGUUCAAGCAAACCCAGGUGUGGCAAGAUGAAGGCAUUUUCCGUGCGAUUAUCAAUAUCGUUGAUCGUGCAAAUGGUCGUGUAGCUGAGUGGGUACCGGCACGUUUAGAAUUUUGGCUAGGUGUAGUACGCGAGCGGGACGAUCUAACCGUGGACAACAUGUUUGAACAUUUCGAUCUCAUUUGGAGCGAUGCGACGGAUCAGUCGGCGAACGAAUCACUUCUGAACGAUUCACACAAUUCUAGCCGCAUUUCGUUGAAUCUUGGCUCAGUUAAGGAAGCCUUCCGUGGACGGCACAAUAACGUUUCCGGUUCCGGUUCCAGUAGCCCAAGUAGUGGAAAUACGUCAGCAGGAAGCACACGUAAAUCGCAAGGACUUUUUAAAUCCAUCUUCUCAAGAUCAGGACUCACGCAGCAAAUCCCGACUAAUGCCAAUGAAGAUCGAAGCUGUACAGCUACCAGCGCGAAAAAAGCUCUCUUCUUUGACUCGGAUCCCAACGAUGAAAAUGUCCCCAUCAACCAUCAACAACCAUCGCCAGCGAAGAGCACCACUCUUCAACGAUUCGAUCAAAAGGCGGCCAACUAUCUUAAAGAUCUCUGCGUUACUACACUGAAGCUUCGGAAGCUGUGCGAGAGACACAGCCAAGAAUCCGACUCGCCAGCCAUUAGUAUUGAUGCCCAAGGUAAGCCAAGAAGGAAUGACGCGGAAGAAAAGCUGGCAGCACGCUGCCUAGAAUCGGUGAACGAUAUUGAGCGUACCUUGCAAUGCAUACGAUCGGUGCUGGCAGAUCACAACAUUAAGGAAGCGACGCUCAAUGCAAUGGAAGAUGAUUUCGGACGAACGCCCAAAUCGGUAAGGUUUCUGUUGGACUAGCAGGACGAUUACGAACUAUU